UGUUUUUUUUUUCAUUGACAAUUUUAAUCUAUGUGAUUAUCUAAUUAAUUGUAAUUUAAUUUUCUUCUUUUGUUUUUAUUUAAUCUCUUGAUUGGUUUCUCCAUUGAUACCAUCAAGUUGUUCUUCCAUUAAUUUAGCCAUGAGUGAUUUAUUCGAGUUAAUUCAAAAUGAUAUUCCUGAAGGGAGACAAAACCUUCAAGAUAGUCAUUCCAAUCUUGAAUUAGUUGCCAAAUAUUGUGAGGAUAAUUAUUUCAGAGCGGAGGAUAAAAAAGCUGCCCUUGAAGAGACUAAAAAUUAUACCACUCAGUCUUUGGCCAGUGUGGCAUAUCAAAUAAAUACUUUGGCUUAUAAUCUAAUCCACAUGUUGGACCUACAAGGAUCACAAUUAGCUGAAAUGGAGUCACAAAUAAACCAUAUCAAUCAAACAGUCAACAUACACAAAGAGAAAGUAGCUCGUCGGGAGAUUGGAGUUUUAACUGCAAAUAAAUCAACAUACCGUCAACAUAAGAUAUUGGUUCCAGCAAAUCCAGAGAGACCCGUGAAAUAUACUAGAAAACCGAUAGAUUAUUCAAUUUUAGAUGACAUUGGUCAUGGUGUAAAAAUUGCCACAACAAAUGCUCCUCGGACUAAACGUUUAUCGGGUUCCAAUCAGAUUAAUGGAUCAAAUUCAAUGACCAUGGGUAGAGCUGGAACUGCUCCCACUACUAAGCCACCAACUCCACCAGGUACUUUAAGAGGAAGUGGUAGUUUAUCCAGAUCAUCUAAAGAGUAUCGAACCCCUGCUCCUCCUGUUGCCCCACCACAAGUUCCAAGUAAUUAUGCUCCAAAUUAUCCAAUUGGCCAUCCAAAAGGUCCUGAUAGUGCUCGACGAGGUAGCGGAUAUUCAACUCUUCCAGUUAACAUGGCUCAUUCAGGGGGACAAAUUUCUGCAGCUAUGCAAGCAAUGCAAAUUCAAGAUCAGUAUCAACAACAAUUACAAUCAGCCCAACAGGCUCAUCAUCAACUCAUGCAACAAAAUUCUGGCGACCCAACUUACCAGCAAACACCCACAUAUAGUCAAGGCUUACAAAAUAAUUCACAACAGGAUCUGAUGCAUAGGAGAAUCUAUCAAGAAAGACCCAUGAAUAUUGUGCCACCUUCACCCACUCCACCUCUUCCACCUCCACCUCCAGUUAACCAGGAUAUUGGCUCUAAUCGUGAUUCUUUACCAGAACCUCCUCCUCUCCUCCAACAAGCUUCAAUUCCUGGAAAUGUCUCUCCUCCUCUUCCCCCUCCACCGCCAAUCGAUGAAACGAUGUAUAAUCAUGGAGCCGGUGUGCCAACUGAUUGGGUUCCUAAAAAUUAUCUUGAAAAAGUCAUUGCGGUCUACGAUUAUAUCGCUCAGGCAGAUGAUGAACUUUCGUUCUCGGAGAAUUCAGUCAUUUAUGUUAUUAAGAAAAACGAAGACGGUUGGUACGAAGGUGUAAUGGAUGGUAUUACUGGUCUAUUUCCAGGAAAUUAUGUUGAACCCUGUUUAUAGUUAUUAUCAUGAACAUUUUCACUGCUCAUCAAAUGAAUAAUUAGAUAGCUGCUGACUGUUAGUUACAUUAUAAAACUAUUCAUUUUAUCAUCAUUUCCUUUGACUCACUAAUGAAUUUCCAGUUAUCUGAUUUGUUUUUCCCCCUGCUAAUUGGUUGAUCCAACGUUAACUUUAACCAGCUCAAAAUUUACGUUUACAAUCAACACCCCAAACCCAAAAAUCAAUUACAAUAUUGAAAUUUAUACUGUUUUUAUUUUUCGAUUCACAAUCUUAAAUAAUAUAUUCAUACAAAUCCAACCUCCUUUAAUCAUAUUCAUUUAAAUCCUAAUAACUAAUCUCUAAUUUAGAGCUUAAUCAUCUAUGUUAAUCCAUUUAUUGUAAAGUUGUGGAUGAGAAAUUAACCGAUUUGCCAGAAAAUCAGAAAGAAAAUAAAACAUUUCUGAUUA
Messenger RNA from Panonychus citri (citrus red mite), 1965 nucleotides. It is a transcript of the gene Abi, whose product is annotated as abl interactor 2-like. The record is from RefSeq and is a predicted model, not a curated record. The transcript has 6 exons. Gene Ontology annotation, molecular function: SH3 domain binding. The coding region runs from base 140 to 1519 and encodes 459 amino acids. NCBI's taxonomy places the organism in Eukaryota, Metazoa, Arthropoda, Arachnida, Trombidiformes, Tetranychidae.